UAGAAGGCGCCCUUGGCUUGGAACGUCUUCCCAGUCUCCGGCGCUCAGUCUCCUCCGUUGUCUCAGCUCUCAGCACCGGCCGCAGCAAUGAAAGGUCCAAGCCACGUGCAGCUUUACACCGGGGCCCAGAUGCCCAUUGUAGGACUUGGGACAUGGAAGUCUGAGCCAGGGAAGGUGACGGCGGCGGUUGCUAAGGCUAUUGAGGUUGGAUACAGACACCUGGAUUGUGCUUACGUGUAUCAGAAUGAGACGGAGGUGGGAGAGGGGAUCCAGCAGAAGAUAAAGGAAGGAGCAGUGAAGAGAGAAGACCUGUUCGUCGUCAGCAAGCUGUGGAGCACCUUCCAUGACAAGUCCAUGGUGAAGGGAGCCUGCCAGAAAACUCUGUCUGACCUGAAACUGGAUUAUCUGGAUCUCUACCUGGUCCAUUGGCCGACAGGAUUCCAGGCUGGGGACGCGCUCUUCCCACUUGACAACGAGGGCUGCGUAAUUCAGAGUAACACAAACUUUCUGGAUACCUGGGAGGGGAUGGAGGAGUUGGUAGAUGCCGGGCUAGUAAAGGCCAUCGGAAUCUCAAACUUCAACCGUGAGCAAAUCGAGCAGCUGCUGAAUAAGCCAGGACUGAAGCACAAGCCGGCGGUUCACCAGUUUGAAUGCCACCCCUACCUGACUCAGAAGAAACUGAUCGAUUUCUGCCAGUCCAAGGGUAUCGUGGUCACUGCCUACAGCCCCCUGGGCUCCCCGGAUCGGCCUUGGGCCAAACCUGAAGAUCCGUCUCUGCUCGAGGAGCCCAAAAUCAAAGAAAUUGCUAAAAAAUACAAGAAGACGUCAGCCCAGGUUCUGAUCCGGUUCCAUAUCCAGCGCAACGUUGUCGUUAUCCCCAAAUCUGUCACCCCAGCUCGCAUUGAGGAGAACUUCCAGGUGUUUGACUUUGAGCUGUCGCAGGAAGACUUGGAAGCCAUCUUUAGUUUCGAGCGCGGCUGGCGAGUGUGUGCGCUCUCCUCUGCCAAGAAACACAAGGAUUAUCCGUUCAACGCAGAGUAUUAGGCGUCUCACCCCGCCGUUUCUCAUGAGUCACAUUUCUCGUGUUUUGGUGCGAGGUUCUUUCCUGGUUUUGCGUUGUGUUGCGGAAGGGCGAAGCUUCAGCUUUCUGGUUUAGGGGCGAAUUACAUUGUCACCUGCUGUUCUUACAAGUGUCUGUGAUUGGAUAAUGAGACCGAAAACUACAGUCUCCGCCCACAGCGGCUUCUCUUUUCUACUAAGCGUCUCCAGGGCACUAAAUCUUUCAGUGGUUCCUUAAAGGGGUUGUUCACCUUUUAAAUUUUAAGUUAGUAUGACGUAGAGAGGGAUAGUCAGACAGUUUGCAAUUGGUUUUCAUUUUUUAU
This is a messenger RNA of Xenopus laevis (African clawed frog), 1382 nucleotides long. RefSeq names its product aldo-keto reductase family 1, member B1 (aldose reductase) L homeolog (gene akr1b1.L). Lineage: Eukaryota; Metazoa; Chordata; Amphibia; Anura; Pipidae. Gene Ontology annotation, molecular function: aldose reductase (NADPH) activity; oxidoreductase activity. Gene Ontology annotation, cellular component: cytoplasm. The transcript has 10 exons. Bases 88 to 1044 code for a protein of 318 amino acids. The record is from RefSeq and is a predicted model, not a curated record.